AACGCAUGGGAGUUCUGGUCAAAAGCCGACCCGACGCACGGCCAAGUUCAGUUUGUCGAUCAAAGCACGGCCAAGUCCCAGAAUCUGAUCGGCAAUGACCAGAGCGGGGCAGCCUUUAUGAGGGUGUCCGACAAGGACUUGAGCGGUGGAGGAAAGCGGGAGAGUGUCCGUUUCCAGAGCAAGACGGCGUACGACACUGGACUUAUCAUCUUCGACGUCGUCAAGAUGCCUGUCGGAUGCUCAACCUGGCCGGCACUCUGGACGACCAAGGGAAGCACCUGGCCGACGAAUGGCGAGAUCGACGUCCUCGAGGGCGUCGGGUACACGAGCGGAGGAACUAAUCAGAAUUUGAUGACGGUACAUCUCAACCAGGACUCGCCUCUCGAUCAGUCCAAGAUCAAGACGUCUUUGGGAAAAGUCCAGUCCAAUGCUCUCAAUUGCAACCAGCACGGGGGUGGCAACACGGGGUGCGCCUACAGGGAUUCAAACAAGAACGGCCCGUCGUGGGGCCAAGACUUCAAUCAGGCAGGUGGCGGUAUCUGGGCCAUGCAGUUCGGAAACGGAAACGGCGUCAAGAUCUGGUUCUGGGGCCGUCAGUCGGGAAAGAUUCCUGCAGAGCUCCAGAACGCUUCCAAGUCGCCUCAGCAGCUCGACCCAUCCAAGUGGCCGAGCCCGAUGGCAGACUUCCAGGCGACUGCGGUGGAUCAGAUGGUCGAAGGACAGAACAUCAUCAUGGACAUCACCCUCGGAGGCGACUGGGCUGGCAGC
Molecule: messenger RNA, 768 nt
Organism: Acaromyces ingoldii
Lineage: Eukaryota; Fungi; Basidiomycota; Exobasidiomycetes; Exobasidiales; Cryptobasidiaceae
Exons: 1
Biological process (GO): glucan catabolic process
Molecular function (GO): hydrolase activity, hydrolyzing O-glycosyl compounds
Source: RefSeq, a predicted model, not a curated record